Molecule: messenger RNA, 1170 nt
Organism: Neoarthrinium moseri
Lineage: Eukaryota; Fungi; Ascomycota; Sordariomycetes; Amphisphaeriales; Apiosporaceae
Exons: 1
Coding region: 1-1170 (389 amino acids)
Source: RefSeq, a predicted model, not a curated record
AUGAUCGCCGUGCAGUAUGAUCAGCGAAGGGGUGCCAUCGAGGGCUACCAGAUUCUGGCUAUUCGUGCCAGGGAUGGAAGUGAACCGUGGCUCGCAGAUGCAGAGGUACACGUUCACCACUUCGAGCCCAAGGUCAAGCUGCAUCGCGACAAGCCUGUGGUCGAGUUGAAGCCCACGGGGCAGAUGUUUCGCAAAGGAAAACACAUGAGAUCACUGAGCUUCGGCAACACUAUUCGCGGGUUGGAGCAUCUACUCCAAGAGCCUGUGCUGAAUUUCGACGCCAACCUUCUUUUCUCGGAUCCCCGCUGCAGCGAGGUGAUCCUGGCUAGGCCACUACCUCCUGUCCUAGCCAACGGUCGUAUGGCUGGAGGAUUUCCGUAUGGAUACGUGUGGCCCCCUGUAGCGGUACCAGCCUCCCAUCGCGUCCUGGGAGAGGCCCCGGGUGUUCUGCCUAUCUCGAACCACCGUUUGAUGCCGAUAUCGUCGGGGGAUUACUAUACACCACCGCCGCCGUCGGAGGCAUCGGAUCAGGCAUUCAAGGUCAGACGGUGGAUGGAGCCAGGCGGAUCCGUCAUGGGAGUUCGGCUGGGCGAGGAAACUGUUACAUUUUCGACUCUGAAUCCCUACCUAUACACUCCAACCAAGGAGAGGCCGUACAGGGGUAUCUGGGUGGGUGACUACAGCGGCCACGGGUGCGAGUUUCUGUUGGUGCAUCAGCCAGACUCGGAGAGUGGUGAUGACCAGCCACUCGAGCGUAGUGACGACGAGUCUGACGAGGACUAUGAGAAGAGAUUCCUUCGGGAAAAGGUAUACAAGGGCCGCCUUGAGGCCAUCAAGCUGACGGGCGACCCGAACGUGCCACGCGGUGAGCACACUUUUAUCGCCGAGGACUUGGGAGAAGGCGGAUUUAUAGGCAACUCUGAUGGCCCACCGUUUGAUGGCUGCCGAGUUGUCAAGUCUCGCGGCCAUAUCGCAGCCAUGGGAUUCCGCAACGGUAAGUCUGAUGACUGCACAGCGUGGCGCGACGGUCUACUGACAGCAGCUGUAGACAAGUUCAUGGAAUCCCAGUUGAUUCUUAUCUCGAACGACCGAUUAGCCCAGUACUGGGUCGGGUUUGGCCAUAUCAGCUUCUUUGAGAGGGUAGACAUUGACAAACUAGUGGGGUCCUAA